AUGGCACUCAGAGGAUCCGAGAAAGUCGUAGAGCAAGGCCUCAAGACAAUUCUUCGACCUUCUGCUCAUAUUUGCUGCGACCUCUUGGACAAGUCCGAUAUGUUCAUCUCGCGCCAUGCUAUAUUCUUCUUUUCGAGAGGACGACCACUACAGUCCGAUAAACACAGCCAUCGGCAAGCACAAGACUACCCCCCUUCGUUCCCCAAUGACGAGUUGCCGACACUAUUCCGCCAAGCAUUGCAGGAGAUGCCACUUCUAUCCAUCUCUGUCGAUGUUGAGCUGGCAUCCCCCACCUUGCCCGGAAGACUAGCACGAGGCCUUCGCUGUUUGACGGCCGACAGAGCCCCCCAAGUAGGUAGACAGUCAACAUGGGAAAGCCUACGUGUUGCUUGGGACAUAUCAUCACACGAUAUUGACAGAGAGAACUUUUACCACAUGAUGCGCGACAUGUGUACCCCAGAAUCACUAGAGCCACUGCACGUCCAUGAAGAUAUUAACCCAAUCUUCACGAGUCUCAUCCGAACCGUGAGAUUUCCGAAUCUCAAGCGCCUUUCUGCCGUCCUCAACGAAGACAGGGCAGGCUGGGGGGUAAUUCCAGUGAGAACCCUGAAUGAGCUUAUCGCCCGUAGAUGCCACGGGCUUGAAUGGCUGGUUCUUGAUCACAAGCAUACUCUACGUGAGGCAUCCGCACCAGACGAGUCUUUGAUGAUGCAUCCCGCCUCACUUGCAGACCUUGACAUUGACGUGGACCACGAGGAUAUGGCCGUCAUGCUAGAGAAGGACUUCGAACGCCUAACACACUUAGCUGUCACUCUUCGCCAGGGCACACUGAUCGAUGGGAUCAAAUUUCAGGGUUAUUCGUGCUCAGGGGCGAACAUGCAGAUACAUAAAUGGUACAUUCUGUGUGCUACGUUUCCCUUUUCUCUUCUUGUUUACUAA
Fusarium proliferatum ET1 is the source of this 939-nucleotide messenger RNA. RefSeq lists its product as uncharacterized. The coding region runs from base 1 to 939 and encodes 312 amino acids. The transcript is spliced from 3 exons. NCBI's taxonomy places the organism in Eukaryota, Fungi, Ascomycota, Sordariomycetes, Hypocreales, Nectriaceae. The record is from RefSeq and is a predicted model, not a curated record.